Varanus komodoensis (Komodo dragon) is the source of this 2412-nucleotide messenger RNA. It is a transcript of the gene DACT1, whose product is annotated as dishevelled binding antagonist of beta catenin 1. The record is from RefSeq and is a predicted model, not a curated record. The transcript has 5 exons. Gene Ontology annotation, biological process: regulation of Wnt signaling pathway, planar cell polarity pathway; negative regulation of canonical Wnt signaling pathway; negative regulation of JNK cascade. Gene Ontology annotation, cellular component: cytoplasm. The coding region runs from base 1 to 2406 and encodes 801 amino acids. NCBI's taxonomy places the organism in Eukaryota, Metazoa, Chordata, Lepidosauria, Squamata, Varanidae.
AUGAUCCUGGGCACCUCUCAACAGAAAAAGUCCCACAAUUCCCAGCAUCCCCCAGCUAGCCAGGGCGAGGCGGCGGAGGCGGAGCGGCUGCGCACCCGCGAGCGCCUGGAGGCCACCCUCGCCGGGCUGGCCGAGCUGCAGUUCCUCCGCCGGCGCCAGGAGCUGCGCGUCAAGAGGCUGCUGGCAGCCUCGCCCGCCGCCGCCGCCGCCUUCGCGGGGAGCUGCUCGGCGGAGGCGCCGCCGGGCGAGGGCGCCGCGGCCGCCGCCCCUCGCAGCCUGGAGGAGAAGUUCCUGGAGGACAACAUCCUGCUGCUGCGGAGGCAGCUGAACUGCCUGAGGAGAAGGGAUGCUGGCUUACUAAACCAGCUGCAAGAACUGGACAAGCAGAUAAGCGAUCUGAGGCUGGACGUGGAGAAAACGGCAGAGGAGCAUCUCGAGACAGACAGCCGCCCCAGCUCAGGAUUUUACGAGCUGAGUGAUGGGGCCUCUGGCUCUCUUUCCAACUCGUCCAACUCUGUCUUCAGCGAGUGCCUAUCCACUUGCCACUCCAGCACUUGCUUCUGCGGCCCCUUGGACACCUCCCUGAGCGGCUCCGACGGACGGCCCAAGUCGGCAGAUCUCAUCGGCUGGCUGGAAUAUAACAAAGGAAGCCAGCGUGAAGACCAGGGGACCGGGAUGGUCCCUGACUCGCCCUCGACGCCGCACUCAAAUUCCCUCGACAUCGUUGUGGAUGUGCACCCCAAAUUUCAGUGUGACCUGGUGUCCAAAAAUGGGAACGACAUCUACCGCUACCCCAGCCCCUUACAUGCCGUCGCGGUCCAGAGCCCCAUGUUCUUCCUGCCCGUGACCAGCAGCCCAGCAAGAGAAGAGGAAGAGCGAGCGGAUGGGCGUGUUGUCGAAGUUUCUGUGGGCCCUGAGCUUGCCUUGGUGAAAGCGGGGCCCCCCUGCCUGCCACACGGCCUCCGUUCUUCCCCCUGCUUCCCGGCCAACAAAAAAAUGGACGGCUACAUCUUGAGCCUGGUGCAGAAAAAGACUGUUUCCGUUAGGACUAACAAGCCAAGGACGAAUCUGAACGCAGACCCUGCCAAGGGGAUUUUGAGACACGGGAGCCUGUGUGUUCGGCAGGUAGCUGGCGUUGUCUCCAGCAAUGCCACCAGUCUUAAGAAUUCGAGUCAGGCUUUUCCACAUCCCGGUGGAACCCCUGUCGUCCUGGAAAACGGUGCCUUCUCCCCCUUAAAACAGCUCUCGAGAGAAGCGGAGCCCCUGGAUACCAAAAAGAUGCCUUUGCCCACAGUCUUUUCACCAAAUGCAAGCCACGAACUUCAAAGCAAACACGUGCCAAGGAAUGCGAAACCCCCAGAGGCAACGCAUGGCCCUGCGGCGAGCAAGGGUGACGUGCCCAAGGAAAGCGGCCAGACCUUUUUGCCGUGUCCGAAGGAAAGCCCUUGCAGGCACGCGACACCCUCGAAGGAAAACAAAGCCAUCCAGCUGCCCAAAAAGAUGCUGUUUAAGAACACGGGGGUGGCGCAGGUGCCCCCGCACGGCCUGGAGGAGGGGCUGCUGGUGAAUGCCCAGUACAUCCCAGCGCAGCCGCAGACACUUCGACUCCACAAAGGCAGCCGUGGCGUCAAAAUUCUCAAGAGCUCCAUGGCCAAGCACAGGCCCCACCUGGGCACGGUGCUCGAGAACGGGCCCCAGGCCGGGCGGGAGAAAGGCAAACCCCCAGGCAAGAAGUGCCGGUUCCCGGAUGACCUGGACACAAGCAAGAAGCUGAAGAAGACCGCCUCGAGGGGGAAGAAGAGCAGCCACCUGCCGCUGGAGGCCAACCUCGCGAGCCGGCCGCCAGGCGCGCCGAAAGCCGCAGCGAGGCCCCACGGCCGAGAGCCGGUGGUCGCCAAGCCCAAGCACAAGCGGGCCGACUACCGGCGCUGGAAGCUGUCGGCGGAGGCGUCUUACGAGGAAGCCCUCCGGAGGGCGAGGAGGAACCGUAGAGAAGCCACGGGGGUUUAUUCCCAGGCGGCCCGGCCUUUCGGCAGCCCGUACGCCUACGUGGCCAGUGACUCCGAGUACUCGGCAGAGUGCGAGUCGCUUUUCCACUCCACCGUGGUGGACACGAGCGAAGACGAGAGGAGCAACUAUACCACCAACUGCUUUGGGGACAGCGAGUCCAGCCUGAGCGGGGUGGAGUUUGUGGGGGAGAGCACGACCACCAGCGACUCGGACGAGAGCGGGGGGCUCAUUUGGUCCCAGUUCGUCCAGACGCUUCCCAUCCAGGCAGUGGCCACGGCUUCCGAGCUCCAUGAAAACGCAGCCAAAGCCUUCGUGAAGAUUAAAGCUUCCCACAACCUGAAGAAGAAAAUCCUGCGCUUUCGGUCCGGGUCUCUCAAACUGAUGACUACUGUCUAAGUACAU